This is a messenger RNA of Pochonia chlamydosporia 170, 1080 nucleotides long. RefSeq names its product guanine nucleotide-binding protein beta subunit. The transcript is spliced from 5 exons. Gene Ontology annotation, cellular component: cytoplasm; heterotrimeric G-protein complex. Gene Ontology annotation, molecular function: signaling receptor complex adaptor activity; protein binding. The record is from RefSeq and is a predicted model, not a curated record. Gene Ontology annotation, biological process: G protein-coupled receptor signaling pathway. Lineage: Eukaryota; Fungi; Ascomycota; Sordariomycetes; Hypocreales; Clavicipitaceae. Bases 1 to 1080 code for a protein of 359 amino acids.
AUGAAUUCGCAGGGUGCCAACGAUGUGUCCCCCGAGGCCAUGCAAUCGCGGAUUCAGCAGGCGCGUCGCGAGGCAGAAACACUGAAGGAUCGCAUCAAGAGGAAGAAGGAUGAGCUGUGCGACACCAGCCUUCGAGUCGUGGCACAACAGGCGCACGAGCCUAUCCCCAGAAACCAGCUUAUGAAGGCGAAGCGCACCCUCAAAGGCCAUUUGGCCAAGAUUUACGCUAUGCACUGGUCGACCGACCGCAGACAUCUCGUCUCUGCCUCGCAAGAUGGAAAACUCAUCAUUUGGGAUGCCUACACCACCAACAAAGUCCAUGCCAUCCCCUUGCGGUCAUCAUGGGUCAUGACCUGCGCCUAUGCCCCCAGCGGAAACUUCGUGGCCUGCGGUGGUCUCGACAACAUUUGCUCCAUCUACAACCUGAACCAGCAGCGAGACGGUCCCACACGUGUAGCCCGGGAGCUGUCCGGUCACGCUGGCUACUUGUCCUGCUGCCGAUUUAUCAACGACCGCAGCAUCCUGACCUCAUCUGGCGACAUGACCUGCAUGAAGUGGGACAUCGAAACCGGCCAAAAGGUUACCGAGUUUGCCGAUCAUCUUGGCGACGUCAUGAGCAUUAGCCUCAAUCCUACAAAUCAAAACACCUUCAUCUCUGGUGCCUGCGAUGCCUUCGCCAAGUUGUGGGAUAUUCGGGCUGGCAAAGCCGUCCAGACGUUUGCUGGCCACGAAUCAGACAUCAAUGCUAUUCAAUUCUUCCCCGACGGACACUCCUUCGUAACCGGCUCCGACGAUGCCACCUGCCGCCUCUUUGAUAUCCGAGCAGACCGCGAGUUGAACGUCUACGGGUCCGAAUCCAUCCUCUGUGGCAUCACUUCCGUCGCAACAUCGGUAUCUGGACGGCUGUUGUUUGCUGGCUAUGACGACUUCGAAUGCAAGGUUUGGGAUGUUACCCGAGGCGAGAAGGUUGGCUCGCUUGUGGGCCACGAAAACCGUGUGAGCUGUUUGGGAGUGAGCAACGACGGCAUUAGCUUGUGCACGGGUUCAUGGGAUUCGUUGUUGAAAAUCUGGGCCUACUAA